Ctenocephalides felis (cat flea) is the source of this 2635-nucleotide messenger RNA. Its product is annotated as NAD kinase-like. The record is from RefSeq and is a predicted model, not a curated record. Gene Ontology annotation, molecular function: NAD+ kinase activity. The transcript is spliced from 10 exons. NCBI's taxonomy places the organism in Eukaryota, Metazoa, Arthropoda, Insecta, Siphonaptera, Pulicidae. Bases 659 to 2014 code for a protein of 451 amino acids. Gene Ontology annotation, biological process: NADP+ biosynthetic process; NAD+ metabolic process.
CUCGCUGUGCCAACGGAAUGUCGUCGAAAUGGGCAAAGUCGGCUAUCAAAUCAGAGUUCGUUGGUUGGUGCCGUCGCGCUUCGACUUACUUAUCAUUAUCGUCUUGCGAGUUACACUACACAGUCUGUUUGCCGAGUUAUUUCAUUUAUUAAACGCACGUUCAUUCAUUGAAUCGGAAAACAUGGAUAUGGAGAGACAGUCGCUUCAUAGUUACACUAAACUUAACCUAAAAUAUUGGUGUAUAACUAAAAGAUAACGAUAUUAUAAUGUUUCGAGUGAAAUUUUUGUUAUAAGUUCUGUGUAUUAAAUUAAAUAAUAGUUUAGACCGAAGAUAUCACAUUUGUGUCAAAAUGCCAAAUGUCAAUGUGACAAACGGUGCAUUAAAAUGAAUCUCAUAACCUCUGUGUAUAUUUUGGUUCUUAGCAAAAAUUUAGUGUACGCUGAUAGUGGAUAUGUGUAAAUUAGACGUUACUAGAAAUUUUUGAUUUUAAUAAUGAGUAUUGGUAAAAUGUGUACGCAAACGAGCGUCUACUAGUUGGAACGUAUGUGAUAAUGGCCUGUGUGUCGGACAUAGAUCUAGCAACGCUUCACAAAAGACGUCUUAACGAACGCGUCAAUUAUCAACUGUCGUAUUAUCCCACUUCGAACACUGCAGAAGAUGUCGAGCAGUCCGGCAAGCUCGAUAACGCGGAAAUCCGGCGUAACGAAAUCGGCGAAAAGUGCGGCCUUUCAAGCGGCGACCGCAUUCGAAGACGAAGAUCCGGAACGUGGCCAUGUACAAUGGUGUCAGCGUCCCAGCGUGUAUGGGAGAGAAAGUGAUUCUAGCAAUGCCGAUCGCGUACACGAUCUGGCCACGAGGCGCACGAGAUCCCUGAAUGCGCCUUCGCCAGUUCAACAUUUUGGACCAUGCGGCCGAAUUAUGAAAAACUCUGCAAUGGUGAUGCAAAUUCAGGAUCCAGCUAGCCAACGCUUAACAUGGUACAAACCGCCCCUGACAGUUUUAGUAGUAAAAAAAGCUAGGGAUUCGAAAGUACUAGCUCCUUUCGUUCAAAUGGUGCAAUGGCUCAUAAAGGAGAAAAACAUGGUAGUAUUCGUAGAAUCGGGAGUUAUGAGCGACGCUGGAUUGGCAGAUAAUGAAAAUUUUCAAUUAAUUCGAGAAAAAUUGAUGACAUUCAGUGACAGCAAGGAUGACCUGACUGAUAAAAUAGAUUUUAUUGUAUGUUUGGGAGGUGAUGGAACGCUGCUGUACGCGAGUUUGUUGUUCCAGCAAUCAGUUCCACCUGUGAUGGCAUUCCAUCUUGGGUCCUUAGGAUUCUUAACUCCAUUCAAAUUUGCUAAUUUUCAAGAACAGGUUACUGCGGUUUUGGAAGGCCACGCGGCCCUUACGCUUCGUAGCAGACUCCGCUGCAUAAUUCUGCGCAAGACAGCAUCCGGAGAAGCGCGGGAACCCACCACUAAUCUUUUAGUUCUUAAUGAAGUUGUGAUAGAUCGUGGUCCAUCUCCCUAUUUAUCUAACAUUGAUCUCUAUUUAGAUGGUAAACACAUCACUUCUGUUCAAGGAGACGGAUUAAUCGUGUCCACUCCUACCGGCAGUACGGCAUAUGCUGUGGCAGCUGGCGCUUCUAUGAUUCAUCCGUCUGUUCCUGCUAUAAUGGUGACGCCAAUCUGCCCGCAUUCGCUCUCUUUUCGGCCUAUUGUCGUUCCAGCAGGAGUUGAGCUCAAGAUUUCGAUUUCACCGGAUAGUAGAAGUACUUCGUGGGUAUCCUUUGAUGGAAGAAAUCGUCAAGAAUUAACUCAUGGUGAUAGUCUACGCGUGACGACAUCGGCGUAUCCAGUGCCAAGCAUUUGCUCGCAGGACCAGAUCUCUGACUGGUUCGACUCGCUGGCGGAAUGUCUCCAUUGGAAUGUGCGUAAGCGGCAAAAGUGUCUGGACGAACUCUCCGAUCUUACUGGAUCUGUGUCCGACGACACGUUCGACGAUUUAGAUCGCACCGAGAACUUAGAUUUAUACUAAAUAUUGUCCGAAUAUUCGAUUCAGCGCUGCUGUGUUUAUCAUUUUCUUUGUUUGGCUGUAAGAAUGUAUAUAAAAUAAUUAUAAUAUUAUGAAUAUCGCAAUCGCGACCGUUUUCCAUGUUUAGUUUGUAGGUGUUGGGACCAGUACAAAAUCAAGAUUUAAUGAAAUCUUAAAUAUUUAUAAAUUCGUUAUAUUGUACAUAUGUGCGGAGCCUUGCGUGCGCUGAACAAGAAAUCUGAAUAAAAAUAGAUAUCUAAAUAAUAAUAUAAAAAUUAAAAGCAUAAGUUUAUUGUCAACGUCUUGGAACUUGGUAUUUAAUGCUCUGUUUUUCUGUAUUUAUUAGAAAACAAAAAAAAUGCCAAAUAUGUAACUAAACAGAAUAGAUUAUACAAAACUCACAAAUGGCACUCACUAUAGCACACUGAAUAGUUAACAAUAACAUAUUUUCUUUCUUUUUUUAAAAUCCAUUUAAAGUCUAACCAACAAAUGUAAUUAAAAUAAAAAUAAUACUUGCUUUUGUGCUUGCAACUAUAUAAACAAUGAUUAUUGAUUCACAUUGUGACAAUCUCACAUGAUAUAUAAUUAAUUCUUUUUAGUUUUCUAAUAAAUUCAUUUAAAAUA